AUGCAUUUCACCAAGGCUCUUCUGGUCGCAUCCGCUGCCCUCUUCGCGCCUGUCGCGCUCGCUGCUGAGCAAGCCGAUGCCGCUGCGCCUACCUCCACCACCACCGUCCAGGUCGUCCUAGCUUCUCCCUCCACGACUGCGACACCCUCGUCGAGCCCGGCGCCGUCUUCGACUUCUGCGUCGAGCAGCAGCUCGUGGUUGAUCUCGCACACGCCUAGCUCGUCUUCCUUCGCCAAGGCUAGCUCCACCUCAGCCCUGAUCAAGGCUUCCAAGCCCACUGCCAGCGCUACGACUUCGACGCCUGCGAUUGCUACGGGUGGUGCUUCCCCUGUUCAGUACUCUGGUGCUAUGGCGGCCGGUGUUGUGGCUGUCGCGGGCCUGGUCAUGUUCUAG
Molecule: messenger RNA, 393 nt
Organism: Aspergillus ruber CBS 135680
Lineage: Eukaryota; Fungi; Ascomycota; Eurotiomycetes; Eurotiales; Aspergillaceae
Product: putative extracellular serine-rich protein
Exons: 1
Coding region: 1-393 (130 amino acids)
Source: RefSeq, a predicted model, not a curated record